Molecule: messenger RNA, 2799 nt
Organism: Harpegnathos saltator (Jerdon's jumping ant)
Lineage: Eukaryota; Metazoa; Arthropoda; Insecta; Hymenoptera; Formicidae
Product: modular serine protease
Exons: 10
Coding region: 81-2552 (823 amino acids)
Biological process (GO): proteolysis
Molecular function (GO): serine-type endopeptidase activity; protein binding
Source: RefSeq, a predicted model, not a curated record
UUGGGCUUCGGUGUAGAACCUGUGAUCAGUUUCUCUCUGAUCGAGAGAGUGGUGAUUGUUAAAUAGAUGUGUCUGCAAUUAUGAAGGCGUAUACCAUAUUAUCGACAGUUCUGUUGUUGCUGGCUCUAUUGUCAUCGUCGUCUGCACAGAAUAAUGGUCAAUCAUGGUUCGAUAAUAGACAAGGCAAUACUGGUCAAUUCGGGGCAGACGGGAAUGCAGGGCAUCAAAUCUCAGUGCCCUUGAAUCAUGGAGGCACGAAUGCGUCGCCUGUGAAUUCAGCUGUAUUUGUGUCACCUGUGAAUGUGCCCUCGGUGGGCAAUCCUAACUGGCAACAUUCUAACGGAGGAUUUAACGCAGGUUAUCAAAACGGAGAAGGUCCUAAUAGAGUCCCUAACAAUAUUCCUAAUGUCAAUCCUAACGGGAUUACCCCUAACGGCGGCUAUUAUAACGGACAUCCCAUUACUGCAGUAUAUCCUAAUGGAGAUCAUUUUAAUGGGCGUUAUCCUAAUGGAGGCUAUCCUAACGGCGGUUAUCCUAAUGCAGCCAAUGGUUAUCCAAAUGGAGGCCCUAAUAGGAUCAACCCUAACGGUGUCUAUCAUAAUGGACCUGCCAUUACCGUGGUAUCCCCUAAUGAAGAUUAUUUCAACGGACGUCCUAACAAUGGAUAUCCUAAUGGCCACAUUCCUACCGGGGGUUACCCUAACGCAGUCAAUAGUAAUACGGGGAAUUUUAAUGGACACAAUCCCAACAUUGUUGUUCCUAACAUUCUUCACAAUGGAGGCUAUCCUAACGGAGGAUAUCCUAAUGGGGUCAAUGGUAACGUAGUUCCCCAGAAUGGAGGCAUUCCUAACUGGGCCAACGGUAAUGGUGGAAAUUUUAACGGACAAAAUGUCAAUACUAACUUUCCUAACGGGGUUCUCCACAAUGGAGGUAAUCCUAACGCUAAUGGGGCCAAUGGUAAUUGGGGACAUUUUAACGGACAAUAUCCUAACGUGUUUCCCUACAAUGGAAGCAAUCCUGAUGAUGGGGUCAAUGGUAACGCGGAAAAUUUUAACGGACAAAAUUCCGAUUUUGCUUCUCGUGACAUGGUCCACCAUAAUAGAAGCGUUCCUAACGGACGUAAUCCUAGCGAAAAUAAAAAUAUUGGCGGCCUUAAUAAUGGCAUGCCGGUAAGCGGAAGACUACAGGACUAUGCACAGUGUAGGGAGGAUGAGUUUCGCUGUGAAAACAACGAAUGUGUAGCGUCUAGUGCCAAAUGCGAUAAUAAAAUCGAUUGUCACGAUGCAAGUGAUGAGGCAUAUUGUAUCACGGAAGAAGAUCAAAAAAACGGUUGUGCAUUACCUGAACAUCCGACAGGCGGACGCUAUCAGUUGGAAAGAUGUGAGCUAUGCCGUACAUAUCCUGGCGACAGCGUCCCGCAGCACAGUACUCUCAUUUAUACUUGUAAUGACGGUUACAUGUUAAGUGGUAGCAAUACUACCAUUUGUCUCAACAACAUGUGGUUCCACAAUCAGAUCUCAUGUCUCAAGAUCUGCCCGGAGCCGAAGGGCACCACUGUCGACAUUUCCUGUAAUUAUCGAGGAGAAAAGGUGUCUUGUAACGAUCCUAUAUUGCCUGGUACACGAGCCACGUUAGCCUGUAAACAAUUUCAUAAAUUACCUUUAGUCAACAAUCCGGGUUACAAGACGAUAAAGUGUCUCGAUAGUGGUUUGUGGGAUCAUACCAUAUUUCGUUGUGAACCAGACUGUGGCAAAACCAUUUCGCAAGGCCAACAACUAAUUGUGAACGGCGUUAAGGCCAAGGCGGGCAUGUUUCCCUGGCAUGUUGGUAUUUACGAAAAAGAUGAUGCCAAGAGGUACCAGCAUAUAUGCGGCGGUAGUCUAAUAAGCAAUGACCUUGUCAUUUCAGCUGCACAUUGUUUCUACAACGAGACUGAAAAUAAACUUAACAAUGCGUCGAAUUACGCUGUGGGUGCCGGCAAAUACUUUCGUUCUUGGGAUACCCAGGAACAGUACAGUCAGAAGUCAUUCGUGGAGUAUAUAAAAUUGCGUCAGAAGUACAGGGGGGCGAGAAGUUACCUUGUCGCAGAUAUAGCUCUGGUGAAACUGCAGACACCCUUAAAUCUGAACAUGCUGGUCAGGCCCGUUUGCAUGGAUUGGCAAAACAUGUAUGACAAAGAGCAGCUGCGAGUGGGGCAAUCAGGCAAGCUGGCUGGCUGGGGUAAGGAUAUUACUGGCAAACCCACAGAGGACUUAUACGAAGUUACUAUGCCGUACGUGACGCGUCAGAAAUGUCUGGACAACGUACCUUCACAAUUCCGCGGAUUUAUCACGUGGGAUAAAUUUUGCGCCGGCCGUAUGAAUGGUUCAAGCGCCUGCGAGGGAGACAGCGGUGGCGGCCUAUGUUUUGAGACAAAUGACAUUUGGUAUCUUCGUGGUGUCGUCAGCGUAUCCCCCCAGAAGGAUGACCAUUGUGAUUACACUUCUUACGUUGCGUUUACUCAGAUCAGUCGCUAUCGUACUUGGAUUCACGAUUUUUACGUCAAAAUGUAAAUAUCUACGGGGAAGUGAGUUAUACGAUGCACGAAAUAAGUGGUCUAUAUUAUCGAGCCUGUGCAAUGACGCAAGACGAAUGGACGUGACGCAUGAAUGAAGUAGUAAGAGUGACAAAACCCUAAGAAUUGACGUUGGUUCUGAAUUUUGCGCUAUUUGCACUUCGUAUUUUGCAAAAUAUUCUAGCAAUUUCGAUGAACACUGGCGGACAAAUAGAAAUGAAAAUUCAUAGAUUUCCGCAACUCAG